Messenger RNA from Peromyscus eremicus (cactus mouse), 1325 nucleotides. Its product is annotated as apolipoprotein L3-like. Gene Ontology annotation, molecular function: lipid binding. The coding region runs from base 1 to 1110 and encodes 369 amino acids. Gene Ontology annotation, cellular component: extracellular region; membrane. NCBI's taxonomy places the organism in Eukaryota, Metazoa, Chordata, Mammalia, Rodentia, Cricetidae. Gene Ontology annotation, biological process: lipid transport; lipoprotein metabolic process. The transcript is spliced from 4 exons. The record is from RefSeq and is a predicted model, not a curated record.
AUGGGCUCCCCAGAAAGAAAAGGCUUCAUUGAGUCUGUGGUUGAGUUCCUCUGGGACACAAGGAUCAAGGAGUAUCUGCAGCUCCAGCUGACUGAAGUGGUAGAGUGGCAACAGCCUGUGGAAGGAGCUGCUUGGAAAUGGGAAACUUCCUUGUGUGAAGCUCCUGGUGAGAUGGUUGCAGAUCCUGAUGGAGAAGAUGUGAAUGAAGAGGAGCUCCAAAGUGACCUACAGGACAAGACCAGGAGGGAAAAGAAAGAUAACUGGUGUGAAGCUCCUGCUAAGACCAUAGUGGCUACUGAUGUAGGUGAUGACAACAAGCUCCAAAAUGACCUGCAGGAGAAGAAAAGGUUUUUGGAAGAUUAUCCUCAGGUGAAACUGGAGAUUGAGCAGCAGAUCAGGAAGCUGCAUGCCCUUGCAGACAAGAUUGACAGGGUGCACAGGGACUGCACCAUCUCACAAGUGGUGGCCAAAUCUACCGGUGCUGUGUCCGGAGUCCUGACUAUCCUUGGUCUCGCUCUGGCACCCGUGACAGCAGGAGUCAGUCUGGGACUUUCAGCCACAGGCUUGGGGCUGGGGGCUGCAGCAGCUGUGACUAGUGUUUCUACAAGCCUUGUGGAAAAGGUCAUCACGGCGAAAGAGGAAGCUAAAGCCAGCCAGCUGGUGCCAACCAGCAAGGACAAAGAGGAGGUCAUUAAAGAAGUUUUGGAAGAGAGUACACCUGGGCUUGUUUCUGUAUAUAAGAAUUCCUUCCAGAACCUGGAGGACAUCAAGAAGAACAUUGAUGCCAUCAAGCUGGCCAAAGCUGACUCUCACCUAAAAACUAAUGCCAAGCGUCUCAUCACCACAGGGAAGGUGUCAGCCGAAAACACUAGAAAGGUGGAGAAAGCCUUUGGAGGCACAGCUCUGGCAAUGUCCAAAGGAGCCCGGAUCAUGGGUGCAGCCACCACAGGCCUCUCCUUGCUGAUGGAUGUGGUCAGCCUUGUGGAAGACUCAAAGCAUUUGCAUGAGGGUGCGAAGACAGAGUCUGCGGCAAAGUUGCGGCAGCAGGCUCAGGACCUGGAGCAGAAGCUGCAGGAGCUCAUCCGGGUCCAUGACAGCCUGACAAAGUGAUCUCUUCUUCAGUGCAGCUCAGAGGACUGGGGAAUGGGGACGCUCUAGAUAGACACCUGAUAGCCCCUGUCUGUAUCCCCUCUACAGCAAUGUCACCAUGGUGGAAGUGCCUGCUAGACGGGGAGGCCACAUUAAGAGAAAGGAAACCAGAACACAGAUGGGACAGGCUUGGGACCUCCCACUAGACUCCACCUCUUAGAUCCAACAACCUCCCA